UGACAAACUAAUCUGAGAAUUUCUUCCAGCGAAACUGAGGUGGGAAGGUCACAAUUCAUCUAGAGGUCUAAACGUGCUGUCAAGAGGAUCAGUGCCACUGACAAAAAAUGGACAGAAAUGAAGCCCCAGAUUUCUCUGACAUGGAAGAGAGAGAGCGCCUAAGAAUGGACCGUGAGCUAGAGGAAAUCAUUGGCAAGACCAACCUUUUGCCCGAAGAUGAAAAGCAAGAUAGAAGAGAUUUAAGAGAACUUCAAGAGAAAACAGAGAAGAUGAAUUCCCACGCAAAAGAGACCAUUGAGAGCCUUCGUGCAGCGGCUAAGAAACUAGACGACGUAUGGAAGGACUGCAAGAUAUCUCAUGCUGUUGGAACCAGCGUUGGAAUACUGGGUGGGCUUCUUACAAUCGGUGGAGGAAUUGCAACAGCACUGACAGCAGGGGCUGCUACUCCUUUGUUGAUAGCAGGAUUGUGUGUUGGAGGCGCUGGAGCUACUACAAACUUAGGGACUGCUAUCGUCGAGGCGGUGAUAAAUUCUGCUGAAAUCAAAGAGGCCGAGAAACACCUUGGUGAGACCAUAGACAGUGCUAACGAGGUAGACAGGAUUGUCCAGGAGGUUUUGAUGAUCAAGGAAACAGCGAGGCUUAUUUAUAUUUAUCACCUUGCCAAGACCCUGGAGUUGGGAAGUCCUGUGGUCUUGAAGAUCCUUCGUGAGUUGGUGUUUUUCUCCGCAGGAACACCUACUAAAAUGGUAAUACAAGUAACAGAAAAAGUAAUGGCCUGUGCACAGGCAGCGAGUCAGGCCAGUGUGAAAGCUGCAACCCAGGGUGGUGUUCAAGGAGCGGGAAAGGCAGCUGCACAAUCUGUUGACGAUGUGGUACGAGCAACGGGUCAGGCUGGAGCACAAGCUGCAGAUGACGUGGUCCAAGCAGGGGCUAGGGCGGGCUCCGAGGCAGUCGGUGAAGUUGUGGGUAAAGUCAUCAUUGUAGUCAAUGUUGCAUUCGUGGUGUGGGAUGCCAUAGACCUUGGCUUCACUAUCAGGGAUCUCGUUGAAAACAAGGGAUCUGAAGCUGCAAAAGUUCUGAGACAAAAGGCAGACAAACUCGAGAAUGCCAUGAAGGAGUAAACCUCAGCCAAAGGGAAGAGUUCGAAACGAUUUUCAAUGAUAAACAUAACAUUGAUCUACGUUGAGGUGAACAUUUUUCACCAUGCAGUUAGUUGCAUUUGGCGAUUUUUGAUGAGGACGUUACCUCUUAGGACUGCAUUAACGGUAUAUUGCAAAUUUUCUUUUUGAUGUGGCCUCUUUCGAUUUUCAGAGAGAUAAGAAAAGGAUGUUUCAAUUUAAUGUAUGCAGUAAAAAGGAGCGUAAUAAAAUACUUACAUAUUCUAAAGUAA
Messenger RNA from Pocillopora damicornis (cauliflower coral), 1390 nucleotides. RefSeq lists its product as uncharacterized. Gene Ontology annotation, biological process: lipoprotein metabolic process; lipid transport. Gene Ontology annotation, cellular component: membrane; extracellular region. The record is from RefSeq and is a predicted model, not a curated record. Gene Ontology annotation, molecular function: lipid binding. Lineage: Eukaryota; Metazoa; Cnidaria; Anthozoa; Scleractinia; Pocilloporidae.